Hippocampus comes (tiger tail seahorse) is the source of this 328-nucleotide messenger RNA. Its product is annotated as otolith matrix protein 1-like. Gene Ontology annotation, biological process: iron ion transport. Lineage: Eukaryota; Metazoa; Chordata; Actinopteri; Syngnathiformes; Syngnathidae. The record is from RefSeq and is a predicted model, not a curated record. Gene Ontology annotation, cellular component: recycling endosome; plasma membrane; early endosome. The transcript is spliced from 2 exons. The annotation marks the transcript as partial.
UGCGUGCGUGCGUGCGUGCGCGCUCCUUCCCGUAUUCCCCACACCCCAGCGGUGGGGAACUUGUUCGGCUACAGCUGUGUGCCCGGCGUCAAAGACCCCCAACACGACCCCCGGGGCAACAACCCAAAGAACCUGUGCGAGGCCUGCAUCGGCGAUGACAACGAUCGACACAUCUGCGCCAGCAACCCCCGAGAGAGGCACUACGGCGAGGCGGGGGCCCUCAGGUGCGUGGCGGAGAAUCUCGGCGACGUGGCUUUUGUCAAACACACCACCGUCUUUGACAAUUUGGAUGGUGAGUAUUGAAAACACACAUCGCAGAUAUGCAUGC